AUGGAAACAGAGUUAUAUCAAGAAGUAGUGGUUCUACUAGUGACCCUCUUACUUUCCUACCUGGAGUCCUGCUUCGCGUGUACCAGAGUUCGCUACAACGACUGCUCGGAUACAACAAACAUGCCGUACAUCAGUGAAUUUGUUCUGGUCUUCAUUCAUAUCGCUCUCUGUGUUAUGAACGCGGGAGAAGCAUGCAACAGAGAUAGGAAGCAUUGUUGCCAGAGUGACUGUAGACCUUGUAAUCAGUUUGGUGGUCCAAAAGCCAGGGGCAUGAAUUCGAAGGUACGAGUACUUUGUCUUAAUAGCACUGAACUGAGGGUCCUACAUAAUGCAGCCUGA
Molecule: messenger RNA, 339 nt
Organism: Pieris macdunnoughi
Lineage: Eukaryota; Metazoa; Arthropoda; Insecta; Lepidoptera; Pieridae
Source: the annotation of a GenBank genome assembly